Molecule: messenger RNA, 2313 nt
Organism: Guyanagaster necrorhizus
Lineage: Eukaryota; Fungi; Basidiomycota; Agaricomycetes; Agaricales; Physalacriaceae
Exons: 8
Coding region: 1-2313 (770 amino acids)
Source: RefSeq, a predicted model, not a curated record
AUGCCGUCGACCGUAGACACCGCUCCCGCGGAGGAUACUCCAUCAGCGCCUGCAGUGGAUGCUUCUCCUGUUGUUGAAGCACCGACGCCACAAGACGAAACGCCGAGAGAAGAACCUGUGACGGAAGCUCAUAAGCUCAAGCCCUCUUCGUCCUCUGUCUUUUCAUCAGACACUCGAGCAUCGUGGUACACCCCAUGGGCGUGGUAUUAUUACUCUACUACAACCGAACCUGCACCUACGGGCAUGACACCGAGUGAGAUGGUCAAAGAGGAAGCGUUGGCAAGAGAUAGUGUGGAGUCCAAUGAGGUAGUUAUGACAGAUGCCAAUGAUGGCAACGAAGCCCGAGAAGAGGUUAAUCCUAUAACUUCAACUAUCAGCACAAAUCGCUCUGGAUGGGCCGCCUUUUUCUCUUCUGCUUCGUCAUCGAGAUUGGGGGCCAAGAGCAUAGAAGAUGUCAGGCCAAGUGGAGAGAUGGAGGUUAUGAACAUUGAUGAAGAUGAUUUGCCUAGUAACUCCGAGGCGAAGGAUAGCCAGAAGCAAGAGGACGUCCAGAAAUCGGGUCCGACUGAUCAAUCCUAUGUAGGAUCACCACCACCUUCUCCGACGCGGACGAAAGGCAAGGAUGGGGAGACCAAGCGGGAAAUUCCCCAACUCAUUAUCUCGGAGGAUGUAAAGUCCAAGGCGGCGAAACGCAAGUCAUCUGGAUCGCGCUCUCCUUCUGCAUCGUCAUCCAGGUCUUCUUCGAUAAAGUCUGGCACGACCACUGCAUCCAAGAAAAUGUCCGGUGCAACCACUCCGCCCAAGAAGCCAGUCGCACCACGUCCGCCGCCUCCACCAAAUUUGGUACUGCCUUCGUGGCGAGACACCUUCCAUUCGGCACCUCGGAAUAUCAUCCCUGCUUCCCCGCAAUCGUCAAGUAGGCUUGGCAGAACAGUCAGAUUCCUCCUUGGAGGUAGCACCGAUGGAGGCAGAGGAAAGGAGAGGGAUAUAAGUGCGGAUGUAGGUGUUGGUCUGCCGAGAGCUUGGGAUGUCCUUCAGGGAAAGUCGUCACCUUCGGAAGCUGGUAUGGGAGAUGUAUUGAGAGGUUGUAAACGAGUUGUUGUCAUUGGUAUUCACGGAUGGUUUCCUGGUACUAUGAUGCGGACUGUCCUUGGAGAGCCUACAGGUACCUCUCCCAAGUUUGUCUCAAUGACCCUUCAAGCACUUGACGAGUUCCAAGCUCGGCAUGAAGUGAAGCUUGAGAAGGUGACAGGAAUUCCGUUGGAAGGGGAGGGAACGAUUGGUGGUAGAGUUGACAAAUUAUAUACCUCGUUGACGAGCAACGCAGAAUGGAUGAGUGACUUGCAUGAAUGUGAUGCCCUCAUAGUUGCUACGCAUUCUCAGGGUUCUGUCGUGUCAACCCACCUGUUGGACCGUCUGUUACGAGAGGGUCAUCUUGUCACUUCAUUCUCGCCUGGCGAGCAGGAGUCGUUGUCUCUCGGCGUUGAGCCGGGUCUUGUGGCAAGCAGGAAAAAGCAGAGAAUUUGCUGCCUCGCACUCUGUGGUAUCCAUUUGGGACCCCUGCGCUACCUUAGUACUAGCUCGCUCUUUCAGCCUUACUUUCAGUACUUUGAGGGCGAGGCGACGAGAGAACUGUUUGAGUUCCAGAAAACAGAAAGUGACGUAUCGAAGGCGUACGUAUCCGCCCUUCGGAAUGUUGUAGGCCAUGGCGCGAAAAUGAUUUACAUCGCGUCACUGAAUGACCAAGUUGUCCCUCUGUACUCGGGCCUGUUCACAAACGUGAAGCAUCCGCUGAUCUUAAGAGCAGUCUACAUUGAUGGUGAUGCGUAUCACUCGUCGGACUUCCUGUCGAAUCUUCUUGUCUUACUCCUUCGGAUUCUGAACACCGGACUAUCCGAUUCUGGGCUGAUAGCUCACUUGUCAGAAGCUACGGCUGGUUCUUUGAAUGGCGUGGGUCACUCAACGGCGUAUGAGGAGGUGGGAACAUAUGCUCUUGCUGUAAACUAUCUCUUCCUGGCCGACGACGGCACCGAUACCAACCAAGUUGAGCUGAAACUGGAUGACUUCAAUGCAGCAACAGAGCAGAAUGACUAUGAGAUUCCGUGGUCUCUCCGAGAUCUCAUUGCGGAUCCUUCUAUUCAACGGUUCUUCGAAGGAGAGUUUCUAAGCCUGAGAGAUGCGUUCAAGGAGUGGCAUCCCAAGACGACGAUUUUGAGGGAUGUUAAGAAGAAGUUGGCUCCAAUUACGAGGAUGAAGGGGGGUACGUCAGGUGGGAUUCCACCACCCGCCAUGCAAGGUAACAGUAAACUCUGA